This is a messenger RNA of Brenthis ino (lesser marbled fritillary), 5127 nucleotides long. NCBI's taxonomy places the organism in Eukaryota, Metazoa, Arthropoda, Insecta, Lepidoptera, Nymphalidae. The record is from the annotation of a GenBank genome assembly.
AUGCAAACCAAUCUUAAAACUAAAGAAAUGUUUAUAGUCAGAGCUUUGGAAAAAAUAUUAGCGGAUAAGGACAUUAAAAGAUCCUAUCACAGUCAGUUAAAAAAGUCGUGUGAAGUAGCUCUAGAGGAAAUAAAGGCAGAGUUAAAAAAUGGAGGUCAGUUGGAGACAUCUGAAAGUCCAACUUCCGGUACUUUGCCUCUACCUAAAAAUGAUUCAGCCAAUAUCAUUACAGCAGAAAAGUAUUUCCUACCCUUUGAACUGGCCUGCCAAAGCAAAGCAUCCAGGAUAGUUGUUACAGCACUUGACUGCCUACAAAAAUUGAUAGCCUAUGGACAUCUGACUGGAAACAUUCCUGAUUCUACCACACCAAGAAAACUUUUGAUAGAUAGAAUUGUUGAAACUAUUUGCAGUUGUUUUAAUGGCCCACAAACAGAUGAAGGAGUGCAACUCCAAAUAAUCAAAGCCCUCCUUACUGUGAUAACAAGUCAACAUGUUGAAGUCCAUGAAGGAACUGUUCUCCUUGCUGUUCGUACCUGUUAUAAUAUAUACCUAGCCAGUAAAAAUCUUAUCAAUCAAACUACCGCCAGAGCAACUCUAACCCAGAUGCUUAAUGUAAUAUUUACAAAAAUGGAAAACCAAGCUUUGGAAUCUGAUUCCACCCCUAAUCCUCCCCCGGAAAAUCAUAAAAUACCCAAUGGCACCAUACAAGCAGAGGAAACUCAAGUGAAUGACAAUAACAAAGAAACCACACCAAAUGAAGAAGAAAUUGAUGAAGUCUUAGAAGCAAAAAUAAUUGCAAAACAAAUUGUAGAUUCUGUAAUAGAUAAUGCUAUUAGUAUUGCAUCAAAGAAAUCUGCUAUAGAUGUAAGUCAAAAUGGUCCAGAUAAUAAUGAAAACCCAGUUGAUUCACAUGACAGUGGAAGUAUUUCACAAGAGAGUAAUAGCCAAGUUAAUAAUGAUACAACAAUGACUAGAAUUCCAUCGCAAGAAAGUGUAGAUGUUGCAUCAGAGAACGAUAAUUCUGUCACGGCUAAAUUUACACAUGUAUUACAGAAAGAUGCUUUCCUUGUUUUCAGAGCUUUAUGUAAACUAUCAAUGAAGCCGUUACCUGAUGGCACACCAGAUCCUAAGUCACAUGAACUUAGAUCCAAAAUACUGUCCCUACAUUUACUUCUAUCUAUUCUGCAAAAUGCUGGGCCUGUCUUCAGAAAUAAUGAAAUGUUCAUAACAGCUAUCAAGCAAUAUCUCUGUGUUGCUCUAUCGAAGAAUGGAGUCAGUUCAGUGCCUGAAGUUUUUGAACUUUCCCUAGCUAUUUUUUUGGCUUUGUUGCAAAAUUUUAAAGUUCACCUAAAGAAACAGAUUGAAGUAUUCUUUAAGGAAAUCUUUAUGAAUAUUUUGGAGACCUCUAGUUCGACUUUUGAACACAAAUGGAUGGUUAUUCAAGCUCUGACGAGAAUAUGUGGGGAUGCGCAAAGUGUAGUUGACAUUUAUGUCAAUUACGAUUGCGAUUUGUCGGCCGCUAACCUAUUUCAAAGGCUUGUAAAUGACGUUUCAAAGAUCGCGCAGGGUAGACAAGCUUUAGAAUUAGGCGCAACUCCAAAUCAAGAAAAAUCUAUGAGAAUCCGGGGACUUGAAUGUCUUGUCUCCAUUUUGAAAUGUAUGGUGGAAUGGAGUAAGGAGCUCUAUAUCAAUCCAAAUAUGCAAACGACUUUGGGGGAAAGACCAGUUAAAGAAGAUAAUGAUCGUCAUAGCAUUAAAUCUCAUGGCGGAUCGAGUCUAAGUCUAGUUUCUACAGGAUCUAGUAAUAUUGGCAAUAGAGAAACAUUAGAUUCUCCUGAGCAAUUUGAAGUUUUGAAACAGCAAAAAGAAGUAUGGGAAACUGGCAUUGAUCUCUUCAACAGAAAACCAAAGAAAGGUGUUACAUUCUUACAGGAUCAAGGCUUACUUGGAACAUCUACUAAAGAAAUCGCAGAGUGGUUGUUAACUGAUGAGAGAAUUGAUAAAAUAUUCAUUGGAGAAUAUUUAGGGGAAAAUGAUGAUCAUUCCAAAGAAGUUAUGUAUGCAUAUGUGGAUUCUAUGAACUUUUCAAACAUGGACAUUGUAGCUGCUUUGCGAUAUUUCUUAGAAGGUUUCCGAUUGCCUGGUGAAGCUCAAAAAAUUGACAGACUGAUGGAAAAAUUCGCCGCUCGCUAUUGCGAAUGCAAUCCAAAUAAUACAUUGUUUACUAGUGCUGAUACUGUUUAUGUGCUAGCAUUUUCCAUAAUCAUGUUGACAACAGAUUUGCACUCCCCACAAGUUAAAAAUAAAAUGACAAAGGAACAGUACAUUAAACUUAAUAGUGGUAUAAGUGAUAACAAUGACUUACCGCGUGAAUACUUAUCGCAGAUUUACGACGAAAUAGCUGGACAUGAGAUAAAAAUGAAAAACACAUCUAAGCCUGGCAAACAUAUGAUAUCUAAUGAGAAAAAACGCAAACUCAUUUGGAAUAUGGAAAUGGAGCAAAUAUCGACGGCAGCUAAAAACUUGAUGGAAUCUGUUUCACAUGUUCAAACUCAAUUCACGACUGCCAAACAUGUAGAGCACGUACGACCGAUGUUUAAAAUGGCCUGGACACCAUUCCUUGCUGCUUUUUCCGUUGGCCUUCAAGAUUGUGAUGAUCCCGAAAUCGCUUCUUUGUGUCUCGAUGGAAUUAGAUGCGCAAUUCGCAUAGCUUGCAUUUUCCAUAUGUCACUUGAAAGAGACGCAUAUGUUCAGGCCUUAGCUAGAUUUACACUGUUGACCGCAAAUUCACCUAUCACAGAAAUGAAAGCAAAAAAUAUUGACACCAUAAAGACCUUAAUAACUGUUGCACAUACUGAUGGAAACUACUUAGGAUCCAGCUGGUUGGACGUCGUCAAGUGUAUUUCUCAGUUAGAAUUAGCCCAGCUCAUUGGAACUGGAGUACGACCUCAAUUUUUAUCUGGAUCAGGCAUAAAACCUCAACCAGAUUCAUUGAAAUUCAGUCUAUUGGCCUUAGAUCCCAGUGUAAAGGAGCAUAUAGGUGAAACAAGUUCGCAAAGCGUAGUAGUAGCCGUCGAUAGAAUUUUCACAGGCUCUACAAGACUAGAUGGUAACGCGAUUGUUGAAUUUGUGAAAGCCCUUUGUCAAGUAUCAUUAGAUGAAUUGAGUCAUCCUACAAAUCCUCGAAUGUUUUCCCUUCAGAAAAUUGUAGAAAUAUCGUACUAUAAUAUGGGUAGGAUCAGGUUGCAAUGGUCUCGUAUUUGGCAAGUGCUUGGAGAUCAUUUCAAUAAAGUUGGCUGUAGUGCUAACGAAGAUAUAGCGUUUUUCGCCGUUGAUUCACUAAGACAGCUCUCUAUGAAAUUUAUAGAGAAAGGGGAGUUUGCCAAUUUCAAAUUCCAAAAAGACUUUUUACGACCAUUUGAACACAUUAUGAAAAAGAACAGUUCUCCUACAAUAAGAGACAUGGUCGUCAGAUGUAUUGCGCAAAUGGUAAAUUCACAAGCGCCGAACAUAAAGUCUGGCUGGAAAAAUAUAUUUUCAGUAUUUCACUUAGCAGCAAGCGAUCAAGAUGAAGCGAUCGUUGAUUUGGCAUUCCAAACUACAGGUAAAAUUAUAACAGAAUUGUAUGAGAAACAAUUCUCAGCUAUGAUAGACUCAUUCCAAGAUGCAGUAAAAUGUCUAUCUGAAUUUGCGUGUAACGCUAAAUUCCCCGAUACGUCCAUGGAAGCAAUAAGACUUGUGAGGUCUUGUGCAACAGCUGUGGGUACUUCGCCUCAAUUGUUUGCUGAACACGCAGGCCUGGAAGGAGAACCAGGAGCUCCUGAAGUUGAUAGAGUGUGGUUGCGCGGAUGGUUUCCACUCCUAUUUUCACUUUCUUGCGUCGUAAGCCGUUGUAAACUUGACGUCCGUACGAGAGGACUGACUGUUCUCUUUGAGAUUAUUAAAACUCAUGGCGACUCAUUCCGUCCCCAUUGGUGGAGAGAUUUAUUCAAUAUACUGUUUAGAAUUUUUGAUAUUAUGAAGUUACCUGAACAUCAAUUAGAGAAAAAUGAAUGGAUGACUACGACAUGCAAUCACGCGUUGUAUGCUAUUGUAGAUGUUUUCACGCAAUAUUUUGACAUUCUUGGCUCCCUUUUGCUAGAACAAUUGUAUGCCCAACUUCAUUGGUGUGUACAGCAGGAUAACGAACAACUUGCAAGAUCUGGUACGAAUUGUUUGGAAAAUCUAGUCAUUUCGAAUGGUAUGAAGUUCGAUGAAGAAACCUGGAGCAAAACUUGUCAGAUUAUGUUGGAUAUUUUUAAUAGUACUUUACCCACCACGCUACUUACAUGGAAACCUGAAGAAAAUGAAGAUGGCGAGACCCCUCACGUGCGCCACGGCAUCUUAAAGAAACCACAAGGAAGCGAUGAAAUCAAAUCUUCCAACCGAGUUUUUAACAGCCUUCUUAUCAAAUGUGUGGUACAGUUAGAACUUAUUCAAACGAUCGACAACAUUGUCUUCUACCCGGCUACAUCUAGGAAGGAAGACGCUGAGACUUUAGCAUUGGCAGCCGCUGAACUAACUGGUGGAACUCCAGGAACCGAACAAGAAUGUCAGCGUGAAGAACAAGGCAUGUACAGACUCCUCAGCUCACCACACCUGCUACGACUCGUGGAGUGUUUGAUGUGCAGUCAUCGAUUCGCUAAAACGUUUAACACGAACAACGCUCAAAGAAAUGUGCUAUGGAAAGCCAAUUUCAAGGGAUCGGUUAAACCUAAUAUGUUAAAACAAGAAACGCAAUCGUUAGCUUGUGUCAUUCGAAUAUUAUUCAAAAUGUACAGCGAUGAGGCACGAAGAAGCCACUGGCCGGCGGUACAGAAGAGCCUCAUAACGAUAUCUUGUGAAGCUCUCGAAUACUAUGGCUCUUUGACGAACGAAGCUCACAGAGACGCGUGGACCUCGAUACUACUUCUCAUUCUCACCAGAAUACUAAAAAUGCCUGAUGAAAGAUUUGCAGCGCACGUGUCGAGUUACUACCCAGUGCUGUGUGAGAUCACCUGCUUCGAUCUAAAGCCAGAGCUUCGAUCAGUCCUCCGGAGAGUCUUCAUACGCAUUGGACCUGUAUUCAACAUAGUUUCUAACACGCAA